Aspergillus candidus is the source of this 855-nucleotide messenger RNA. RefSeq names its product SDR family oxidoreductase. The transcript is spliced from 4 exons. NCBI's taxonomy places the organism in Eukaryota, Fungi, Ascomycota, Eurotiomycetes, Eurotiales, Aspergillaceae. The record is from RefSeq and is a predicted model, not a curated record. Bases 24 to 779 code for a protein of 251 amino acids.
CUAUCACCAUCCUCCAUUCCACCAUGGCUUCAUAUUUAGUAACUGGAGCCUCUCGCGGACUUGGCCUCGCGCUGGUUCAACAAUUAGCAGCCCGUCCCGCGACCGAGGUGGCCUCUAUCGUGGCGACAGCACGACAACCCCGCGAACUCCCGUCGCUGGUCGAGUCCUCGCGCGGGCGCAUCGCCUACGUGCCUCUUGACACGACCAGUGCGUCCAGUGUCGCGGAAGCGGUGGAACGCAUUCAGCGAACCCAUGGUACUCUAGACGUAUUGAUCAACAAUGCCGGCGUGGGGUCCUACACGCGGGGGGGAGUCACCGAGAUGGAUGCAGACAACCUCACAGCCGUGAUGAACACAAACAUCACGGGGACACAUCGAGUGACGCAAGCCUUCCUACCUCUGCUACGACGGGGAACCCGCAAGACGAUAGUCAACAUCUCAACAACAAUGGCCUCCCUUGACCGAGCCAAAACAUACAAUGAUAUGCCCGUCCCAACCUACCGAAUCAGCAAGACUGCGCUGAACAUGAUGACCGUGCAAUACGCGCACGCUCUCGCAGACGAGAGCUUCACUUGCUUUGCCGUUAGCCCCGGGUGGCUCCGGACGGAUCUAGGCGGAUCCCGCGCCGACCUUUCCGCAGAGCAAGGUGCCGGCGCCGUCCUGGAUAUUGUCCGCGAGGCGAAUCCCGCGCAGAGUGGGAAAUUUCUUAAUGUCCGUGUGCCGGGGUGGGAGAACCAUGAAGGAUUGAAUCAGUAUGAUGGGAGGGAAAUUCCGUGGUAGGUUUGUGAGGUAGGAUGUAUAGUAGAUAUAAUUGACGGACUACCUGGUUAGCAAUACUAGGGUAUGCAAAGACUAC